Messenger RNA from Hydra vulgaris (swiftwater hydra), 8918 nucleotides. The record is from RefSeq and is a predicted model, not a curated record. Lineage: Eukaryota; Metazoa; Cnidaria; Hydrozoa; Anthoathecata; Hydridae.
AUGAUCAUCAUCAUUAUCACCAUCAUAAGUAAUGAAUUGUGUUUGUUACUUGUGAUUUUUUUGAACAUUUUAAUUUUCUUUUUAGUUCUCUCAGGUUGUACAAAUGACAGUUCUACAGAUUUCCAAUUAACAGCAAGUGGUUACCAUGUUGAGUCAAAUAUCUCAUGUGUCAGUGUUUGCAAUUCUUAUAAUCCUCCAGUUUUCAUUUAUGCUUUUUUUCUUGAAGGUCAACUCUGUUUCUGCAGAAAUGGUUCACUUCCACCAUUAAACAUAUCUAACUUUAAUAGCCUUUGUAUAAGAAACACAUGUUUGAGUGACACUGCUGCUAAUUGCUUUUUAAGCAACUAUGAAGUUUUACCACUUACAUUAGGUAUUGUUGAGUGGAACAUAACUUUUUAUCCUCCCAUUUUACUUGUGGAUAAUGAAGUUCAAAUAAAAACAAAUAUCUUAAAAGGUGAUGCGUCAAGUGCAUUUGUGAGACCAGUACCAAAUAAAUUUUUAUCAGAUGUUCAAACAGUCAAUCAGAUGACAAUGAAAAAGCAUUUUUAUUUACCUGGUUUGCAGCAGUGGUCACAAGAAGUAGGAAAUAAUUUUACAAACCCUUUUGUUACUACAACAUGGCUUCAAGUUGAUGAAAAAGUUGGUGGCAUUUUUGUCAUUCCAUCCAUGGUUUCAAUUGAUGGUUUUUAUAACUUCUUGUUAGUUAUUACACAAGGAACAAACAUGAAUGUAACUCUUUCACUUCCAAAAAAUAAAACUUUAUUUUUUAAUGCAGAUGUUAUUCAUUUGACAUAUGGACUUGAUAUACCUUUGAUUUAUACCUCCUCUGGACAAACAUGCAGUCUUUCAAGAGGAUUUAUUUUAAAGCAAGUUGUUUUAACAUCUGGUUAUUUUACAAAAGUUAAGUUAAAAGUCUCAGCAGUUGGAGUCUUAGAAAUUGCUAUUUUGCGACCAAUAUGCACCAAUUUUACCAUUUUUUGUUCCUUUACCAUGGAAUGUGCAAAAAAUUGUUUUUUAAUGAAUUUAUUAGAAGAUGAAGUUGUUGUGCUAAAUCCAUCUAUAAUUACAGCGUUGGUCGUAACAAAAUUUUUAUUCUUGUUAAACGUUACUGGAAUUAUUGAGAUACCAAUUCAGAAUAAAAAUAAUGAAAUUCAAGAAAAUGACAUGAUAUGGAUAGGUGGAAAUGCUAGUUUAUUUUGUAAUGGAGUUAUUAAUGAAAAGGUACAAGUUGCAGAGGCUGGAAAAACAAUGACGUUCUCUACUAAUUGCAUUACUAACAAUGAUUUCUUUAUAUCACUUUUAAUAUCGAAUUCAUUUGAGUACUUUAUUCCAACGCAAUCAUACACAACUAGUUUGUUUAAUUUUAGAGUAGAUGCUUCUAAUCAUAUUCCAUCUUUUCAACAGCUAAAUUAUUCAUUUAAGUUUCAGGUUCCUGUUUCUGGUUUGCGGUUUGCUGAACAAUUGCCAGUAUCAAAGUUUGUGGCUGGGUACAAGCCUAAUACAUUGGUAACUUUAAAAGCUGAAAUAGACAGUGGAUCAGAUGUUACAUAUACAUUUAGUAUUCCUAAAAUUAAUUAUUUUAGGAAUGCAUCGAAUGAAAAUCAAUUUAGUCAUGCUUUCACUAAUCUAGGUGUUUACUCAGUGUUUUUGACAGCUGCCAAUACACUUAACUCAAUAAAUACUUCAAUUGAUAUUUCUAUAUUAUCAGAAGUAAGUAGAAUAUAUUUGUAUGUUGAAAAAAAUCAGCUACAAGAUAGGGAAUUUAAUGCAACAAUACAAAUAUUUAAUGGAAGUAAUGUGGAUUUGACAGUUGAUUUUGGUGAUUCAUCACCAGUUAUAAAUAUUACAAGUAUUGAUGCUACUCCGGUUAAUGGUUUUGUUUUCACUGUUGCACAUAAAUAUUCUGUAUGCAAUAACUUUACAAUCAAUGCUAGUGCCAGAUACAUUUUUGCAAACUCUCUUGGAAUUUUAAACACUGCAAUUUUUUUCAAUUCUACAGACUUGACUGUUUUUUGCCCAUUGUCUAGAUUGAAUGUUAUAACAACUCCAAAUGUUUCACUAAAUGGUUAUGUUUAUUUACAUCUUAGCAAAAGUUUAAUUUUGAACAUCAAUCAAAAUUCAGGAUCAUUUAUUUUAUACAAAGUUGUUUGGGGAGAUAGUACUUAUGAGAUUAAAAAUCAAACAAUGAAUUGGAAUCCUGUUUUAUUUCAAGUAGAACAUAUGUAUUAUAAAGAAGGGAAAUACACUGUUAAUGUUACAUCUCAUAACUUAUUGCAGACUUCAUACACCUUGAUUAAGGUAGAAGUGAGGUACUGUUCAGCACCUGAGGUUAGUUUUUUUUAUGGAACUAUUUCCAGUCCAGUGAGCAUCAUUCGAAGUGUUGGUGCAAAUAUUACAGCUGUUGUUGAAAAUAUUAGCAAAGUGUGUCCACUUGAAAAUUACAGUUUUGAAUGGAAUCUUGCAGGUGCUGUUUCAACCUCUACAGUUACUUUUGGUUUUUUAUCUCCACAAAAAGUUACUUACACAAUUGCAAAAAAUUCACUUGAUAUUGGUUUGUAUAAAUUAUCAUUACAGUAUAACUAUGGAGAUGUUUCAAAUGUUUAUGUUGCAUAUUUAAAUGUUACAUUUUCUCCACUUUAUAUGGAAAUUGAUAAUGGAUUUUUUGCUUCUAUAAAAUAUAAAAGGAAUAAUAGAUAUGGCAUUUCCUACCAAAACUUUACAAUAAGUGCUAAGUCAAGUUUUGAUCCAGAUGAUCCUAUUGCAGGAAUAAUAAAUAUCACUUUUAAUUGGAAAUGUAAAGUUGCUUCAAAUUUCUCAGUUGCUCAAGAAGUUAUGGAAAGAUAUAAAACUUUGAACUUGAAUUUUUCUAGUGAUACAUGCUUUAAUCAAAAUUGGAUUAGCAUUUCUUCCUUUACUUCUGAAGUUACUUUUAGCACACAACAGUUUUUAGAAGGUAUCAGUUAUCAUAUUGAAGUUUGUGGUACAAAGUAUGCAGGAAAUAACUUAGAUUCAGUGCAUGUAAAUAAAACAGGGUGUUUUAGCCAACAACUUGAAAUUAUUUCUGGUGACCUUCCAACUAUUUUUGCAAGGUGCAUGUCAAACUGCGAUUCAAAACUUAAUUUUAUGGAGCCAGUAAUUUAUUCAUAUGUAUGUGAAGAUUGUGGUUCUCAAAAGCUAAUAGCAGAAUGGAGGAUAACAGAUGAUACAGGAAAUGUUCCUUCAGAAGUUAUGUCUAAAGGUGCUACAUUAACUGGUUUCUUAACUCCUAGCCUUGUAAUUAAUAAAGAUAUUCUGCUUGAAUCAAAAAACUACACAUUUACAUUAGAUGUUGGUUUUGCUGAUUCAUUAAAACAUGUUAUAUUUAAAUUUACAAAAGCUACAUGCUCUCGUCCAUCUUCAGGAGUUUGUUACAUUUAUCCAACUGAAGGUUUUGCUCUUGAGACAAUUUUUAAACUUUUGUGUAAAGAUUGGAGAGAUUCUGAUGGCUUUUUGAGCUACAAGUUUUCUUAUGAUGACAAUCCAUCACAGCGAUUAAGAUAUAGCAGUUCAUCAAAGGUUGAUUAUCCUCGUAUAAAUAUUGCAUCUACUGAACAACCUAGCCUAAUUAAUUUUAUAAUGGGUCCAGGUUAUGAAAAUAAUGAUUACAAUAUUAGCAUAAUCAUUGAAGUAUGUGGUAAAUACAAUGCGUACACAAAAUAUAAACUUUGGAUUAAGGUACAUCCUAGCAAUAAGCCUAUUAACUUACAAGAACUGGUAAUGGGAGUUAGUUUCAAUGAUGUGCAAGUUAUUACUAAUAUUGUUCAAGCAGUUAGUUCUACUAUUAACAAAAUAGAACCAAGUUACUACAAAAAUAAUGGAUCACCUUUAAAUGAAUUGGAAGAUACUGGCAAUGGAGGUCAAGAAUCUCAUUCACAUUUACGCACAAAAAUGAUUGAUUUGCUCAGCAAAACACCUAUCAACAAUUUAUAUUUUUUUAAGUCCAUAAGUGAUACUUUGACUUUGUUAUCACAUAAACCGAAAGAAUUGGUUCCUCAAUCUCAGAACCAAGCAGCUGAUAUUGUGAAAAAACUAGGCGAUCUUCUUACCAAAGAGAAUCUUAGAGUUGUGGGGCCAAAAAAAUUUGAAACUUUAACUCAACCAUUUGUAAAUUCUAUAUCAAAAUUGUUUGAGGCAAAUACACCAGACACUUCAUCAGAUGAAAUACUUUCCACAACGCAAACAACAACAUCAACAUCAUCAUCAAAUGCAGAGGAAAAUGAAAAUGUUGGAUCUAGGUUGUUUAAAUGUUUGGACAUAUAUUUCAUGACAUUGUUAUCUUACAAAGUUCCAGGUGAAAGUGCAACAACGCAAGAAACAAAGCAGUUUAGUUUUAUAUUAAAAAAAGAUUAUGUAAGCAGCUUAAGCAAUACUUCAAUUGGUUCAUCUGAAGGUGGUUUUAUUCUACCAGACUCAAAAGAUAUGUUUAAUGAUUCUAUAGCAAAUGCAGAAAUCUUAAUUCAAAAUGUCAGAAUGAAAGAUAAUGCCUACACAUGGGAUAGUAAUCGCUCACAAAACAUUCUCUCUGAAACUCAAAGUCUUUCUUUUUCUGAUUCUAAUGGUCGUCCAAUAAAAGUGAGCAACAGCUUACAACCAAUCAACAUUGCUAUACAAAAUAUUCCUGAAAAAAUGAGUGGCAAAAAUAUAUCUUUAUCAAUGCCUAAUGAUAUAUAUCAAGUUAAGCUACCAUUUUUAUCAGAUUGUAACUUGCUCCUAAAUUUUGUAUUUAAAAAUGAUCUAAAUAAUUUAACAAAUCUUAUUGUUUACAUUCAAUAUGGAAAAGUUACAACAAAACUUGAUUUUGAUAUUAUGUUGAAUAUUUCUACUAAUUAUGGUGUUGUUAUGACAAAAAAUAACAUAAGUGUUUUCAAUGCUAUAGUUAAUAAUACUACUCACGAGCAUAGAAAAAAUAUUUCUAGUGUUUUACUUAGAAAUCAAAAUGCUCGUCUUCUUGAUGACGGCACACUAAUAUUGUGGAACUUUUCGAACUCAACGUAUUCUUUCUUAAAUAAAAGUGAAUUGCAUUUAUCAUUUUCAUAUGAGGGGCCAAUACCAGAUGAAAAGCUAGACUUAAAUACAUAUACUUUUGAUGCAGCUGAAUCUUUUGGAACAUUUGACUAUGAAAUGAAAUCAUUUUGUGCUGAAUGUAAUUAUUGGAACGAAGACUCAAACAAAUGGAUGUCUGAUGGAUGCCAGUUUGAUGUUGAAACGUCUACAUUUUUGGUAACAAAAUGUAAAUGCAACCAUUUAACAGCUUUUGGUGGUUUUUUUGUGGCUCCUAAUCCCAUACCAACACCUUCAUUAGCAAUGUUAAAACAUGGUUAUGUUCUUCUUGUUACUGUUGGAGUUAUUAUUUUGCUUUGGAUACUUGGAUUAAUAUUUGCUCGCAAAAUGGAUAAUAAAGAUAUUUCCAAGGUUGGUGUUUGUCCACUUCUUGAUAACCAAAUUGGUGAAUCUUAUCUAUAUCAAAUAAUAGUAAAUACUGGAAGCCAAAGAAAUGCUGGGACCAAAUCUAACAUCUUUUUGACUGUAUUUGGUGAAAACAGUGACAGUGGAGUUAGGCGUUUGAAAGAUUCUGAAAGGCAAUGUUUUCAAAGAUCAAGCUGUGAUGUAUUUAUAAUGACUACACAGAGUUCAUUUGGUGACAUUGAUUUUAUACGGCUGUGGCAUGAUAAUAGUGGUGGAGGUUGGUACUUAAAUAACAUUAUUAUAACUGAUCUUCAAACUGACAAGCAGUUUCUUUUUAUUGGUCAUCGUUGGAUUGCUGUUGAUCGUGGCUUAUGUACUUUAGAUUGUGUUAUACCAACAGCAUCAGCUGAAGAGACUUCAGAUUUUAAAUAUAUUUUCACAACUAAAACAAGUCAUGAUCUUUCAGACAAACAUUUAUGGUUUUCAAUAUUUGCUCGUCCACCUAAAAGUAAUUUUACCAGAUGCCAAAGGUUGUCUGUUGCGGUAUCUUUGUUAAUGACUUCUAUGAUGGCAAGUACAUUAUUUUAUGGGCGAAUUCCACCAGCAGAUCCAUCAGUUGAAAACAAGAUUGGUAGCUUUUCAUUCACAUGGACCCAGGUUUAUGUAGCUUUAAUUAGUACAUGUAUCACCAUACCUGUAAAUAUUGUUCUUGUUCAAUUGUUUCGAACUAUAAAACCAUUUGAAAAUAUAAUAAAAGAAAAUUCAAAUGAAGUCCAACAUUGGAAUGAAGCUGAUGAAUUGCAAGAAAAAAAUUCUUGUUCUUCGGAGUUUAUUAACAGCAACAAUGAGAAAACAACAACAAUUCUCAUUGAAAAAGACAAACCAUCUCUAUUAAAAGAAGAGAAAAAAAAGUAUCUACCUCCAUGGUGUUUGUACAUAGCAUGGUUUAUCUGUGUUAGCAGCAUUUUUGGUUGUGGUUUCAUUAUUUUGUUAAAUGGAAUGGCUUUUGGAAAUAGAAAAUCUUUAAAUUGGCUAUCUAGUGUAUCUAUUGGAUUUGUGAAAGACAUAUUCUUUAUUCAACCAAUAAAAAUUUUCUUUUUGUCAAUUUUUGUGGCUCUUAUAGUAAAAAAAAUUGAAGAAGAAUCAUGUGAAGUGGAAAUACAAGGUAAGAUGUUAGCUCAUGAUGAAAGUUGGCUCCAUAAACCAAAAAAUAAAGCAACAAUUUUUGAUCGAGUUGAUAUUGAGUUUAAACCACCUGAUUGUACUACAAUAUUAAAGAUGCGAGAGAUGGGAUUUAAGAACAUGAAGAUGUACUCAAUAAUUCAAGAAAUUGUUUUGUACUUUUUUUAUGCAAUAUUGGUGUUUUUCAUUGGCUAUAUGACACGUGAGGAUUUUGCUUUUUAUCAAACUCGCAAUGUUGAAGAACUUUUUAAUUUACGAUUGAGGCAUGGAGUAUCAUAUCCUGAUGGUACAGUUUUUAACCAGAUUCAAUCAUCAAAAGAUUUUUGGCCAUGGAUGGAAAAGCUUUUCUUACCACAAAUUUACCCUGACCCUUGGUAUAAUUUGAGUGCUUUUUAUGGGAAUUCAGAAACUAAAAAUUUUCCUGGAAAACUGUUUUUAAAUGAUCUUAACUCAAAGAUUGUGAACGGAAUAAGAAUUCGACAAGUUCGUGUGCUGCCAAAUUCCUGCAUUAAAGCUGAAUCGAUUGUUGGUUAUUUGGAACUUGAUUGUUUGUCCCCAUAUAAAUCUAUAGUUGAAGAAAAACGAGAUUUUUAUUUUAACUGGUCACUUCCAAUAAAAUACAAAUCUGCUAUCAAUCCAUCAACAAUGCCUUGGAGAUAUCAAACUUGGAAAGAUCUUGAUGGGUACCCAUAUGCAGCAGAUUUGAAUACUUAUUAUGGUGGGGGUUAUGUCAUAGAGUUUUUUCCAAAGUGGAAAAACCAAUACACACUAGAUAAAGCAAAAAAUCAUAAGUGGAUUGAUAGACAAACACGAGCUAUAAUAAUUGAGUUCGCUUUGUUUAAUCCUGCUACAAAUUACUUUAGCAUGGUCACAAUGGUUUUAGAAUUUCUUGCUUCUGGUGGAGUUUUGCCUGAUUUCUCUGUACAUACAUUUAAGCUAUAUUCUUCAACAAAAGGAACUGGCGUUGCUAUGUUGGGUUCACAAAUUUUGUUUAUUAUAAUGAUGCUGUUGUUUUCUAUUCGCGAAUGUCGUUUUUUAUAUCGAACUGGUUGGAGGUACUUUCUUGAGUUUUGGAAUUUAGUAGAGGUUGCUUUAAUACUUUUAUCCGUUGUUGCUGUUGGAUUUUUCUUUUAUAAAAAUCAUUUGGCCAAAGUGUUAUUACAAAGAAUGCCGGCUAAAAAACCACAAUCAUUUAUCAACUUUCAAUUUGCAUCUUACUGGGAUUUAACAUAUUUGUACAUUGUAUCACUCAUUGUUUUUUUUGUAACUUUGAAGUUCAUCAAGCUUUUGCGAUUUAAUCGUCGUGUUUCAAUGCUUUCUUCAACAUUAAAAGCUGCAUGGUAUCCUUUGUCAAUGUUUGGAAUUAUAUUCUUAAUUGUUCUAUGUUCAGUUAUAUCUUCUGCUAGCAUUGUGUUUGGUAUGCUGUUAGAAGGAUAUCAGAACUACUUUAAAACUAUUGCAUCAAUAAUUUCAUUAUUAUUGGGAAAAUUCAGUUAUAGUCAAUUUGAAAAUGCUAACUCUGUUCUUGGUCCAGUUUUCUUUUUUGGUUUUAAUGUCAUGGUAAAUUGGAUAAUUAUGAACAUGUUUUUAUCUAUUCUUAAUGAUGUUUUUGCAGUAGUCUGUACAAACAUUGAAUACCAAAAUAAUGAUUAUGAGAUGGUCGAUUUUGUUAUGGAGCAUUUUAAAGAUUGGUUCGGAUGGCAUUCUUCCAAAGAAACGGAACUUAAGUUGGCUAUUGACACAAAGGUGUUUGAUGCUGAUAAAAAUAAUCUACUACCUGUUCAUUACAAAGAAAAGUCAAAUUAUAGAAAAAAUAAAGUAAAAGUUAACUUCAACAAAGUGAAUAAUAAAAGGUAUUUUGAUUUAAAAAUUCUGCUCGACGAGAAAUUAUCUAAGUUACGUGAUUAUUUGGAAGAAAACGAACUUGACAUUAAAGCAGACGAAACCCUUUAUAAGUUUAUCAAUUGCAUUAACCUCCUCUCAUUUGAUGGCACCGAAGAAGUAAAUUUGAAUGAACCUGUAACCAUGGAAGUUAAAAAUUAGGAAAAUAAUGGCGAUCACUUAAGUGCAAAUAAUAAAGAAAUUUUUUUUUGAUUUCUUAUAAAGUUGAUAUUUUGUUUAAUGCAAUAUCUUAAAAGGAACUGACGAUAUAGGAAAAAUCAAUUGAGAUUUGUAGAAUAGAAUAAUUGAGCAUGCAAUUAAACUUGAAUAAUUUGAAGAAGGAACUUAAGUUAUAAAUGUAAUAAAUUACAAGUAGUUAUAAAUAAUAUAUGUUUGCUAUUCUUUUGAAA